Messenger RNA from Pararge aegeria (speckled wood butterfly), 1842 nucleotides. RefSeq names its product serine/threonine-protein kinase ICK. Gene Ontology annotation, molecular function: protein serine/threonine kinase activity; ATP binding. Gene Ontology annotation, cellular component: nucleus; cytoplasm; cilium. Gene Ontology annotation, biological process: intracellular signal transduction; intraciliary transport; cilium assembly. The transcript is spliced from 5 exons. The coding region runs from base 437 to 1702 and encodes 421 amino acids. NCBI's taxonomy places the organism in Eukaryota, Metazoa, Arthropoda, Insecta, Lepidoptera, Nymphalidae. The record is from RefSeq and is a predicted model, not a curated record.
UAGAAUCGGGGUAAAAAAAAUGUAUGGCAACACUUCUCAAAUAUGCUCUGUCUCACAAGCGGCACGCCAACCAUUCGUCUAUUUACUUCUCUGUCUACGGUCAGCGUAGUUUAUUAAAGGUCAGUGAAAAAUGUCCACAAUGUUGGCCAACGUAAAGAAUCGGUAUAAGAUGGCAGGCAUUAUAUGAAUCAAUGAGUAUACAAACACAACAUGAGUAUUUAGAAUCUAUUUACUUUGGUUAUGGUUACCAUGGUGCUCUUAAUGGAGAAUAACAAACGAAUCCAAUAUUAUUGAAUAAAAAUUUGGGAACCAGCUAUAGGCAUUAUAUUAGGUAUUUAUGUUAUCUUUUUAGUAAAAAGGCAAGGUGAUCUUCGUGAAACUGAUGGCGAGCAGUUUAAGAUAGGAGGGCACCGCGCCGGGUGCUGUGGCGGGCGCCAUGAACCGCUACGUGGUGCUGCAGCAGCUGGGCGACGGCACGUACGGCUCCGUGGCGCUGGCGCAGCGGCGCGACACCGGGGAGAAAGUUGCCAUCAAACGCAUGAAACGGAAAUACUAUUCCUGGGACGAGGCUAUGAACCUUCGCGAGGUAAAAUCACUGAAGAAGCUCAACCAUGCCAACAUCGUGAAGUUGCGCGAGGUCAUUCGCGAGAACGACACGCUGUACUUCGUGUUCGAAUACAUGCGCGGCAACCUGUACCAGCUCAUCCGCGACGCCGAGCGGCCCUUCCCGGAGCCGGUGCUGCGCAACAUUCUGUACCAGGUGCUGCAGGGCCUGGCGCACAUGCACCGCCACGGCUUCUUCCACCGCGACCUCAAGCCCGAGAACCUGCUGUGCGCGGGGCCCGAGCUGGUGAAGAUCGCGGACCUGGGGCUGGCGCGCGAGGUGCGCUCGCGCCCGCCCUACACGGACUACGUGUCCACGCGCUGGUACCGCGCGCCCGAGGUGCUGCUGCACGACACGCACUACGGCGCGCCCAUCGACCUGUGGGCGCUGGGCUGCAUCAUGGCCGAGCUGUACACGGGCCGGCCGCUGUUCCCCGGCAGCUCGGAGAUCGACCAGCUGCACCGCAUCGCCGCCGUGCUGGGCGCGCCGGCGCAGUGGCCGGCCGGCCUGGCGCUGGCGGCCGCGCUGCGCUUCCGCUUCCCGGGCGGCGCGGGCGUGCCGCUGGCGCGCGUGGUGGCCGGCGCCAGCGCGCCCGCCGCCGCGCUGCUGGCCGCGCUGCUGCGCUACGCGCCGCCCGAGCGCCCGUCCGCCCCGCAGGCGCUGAGGUUUCCGUAUUUCGCCGUCGGCGCCGCGCUCGUGCUGCCGCCGCCGGCGUCGCGGCCCAGACGGAAUACUAUCCGUGCAGAGAUUGAAAAUGCCCCUGCAGUUGUUCCCGCGUCUACCAACGUACAGCCAGUAGCCCCUACCCCUUUACGUGACCGCUUUGCUGAUAUACUGGGCGGCGAGGUGGCGACGCCGGCGCGGCGCGCGCGCGGCCGCAGCGUACUGGGCGCGCCGGGCCGCGCCGCGCCGCCCCGCCCCGCGCCCCCGCGCCCCGCGCCCGCCGCCGCCGCCUACCUGGGCGCCGCGCGCUACGUGGCGGGCGCGAGGAUCGACACCACGCUGUUCCACCCGCUGGCCCUGCGCGCGCGCCAAGAAGCGACCGCGGUGGGCAGCGGCGCGCCGCGCGUGGACUGGGCGGCGAAGUAUCUGCGCUGAUGGGGUCUAGUGGUGCAUGUGUUUGUUGAGACGUUUCGAUGAAUGUUUUGUAAUUUAAAAGAUGUAAAUAAAAUCAAAUAAGUAAGUCAGCCGGAAAUUAAUAAAUCAAGAGUCGAAAGAUGCUUCGAAUACUCACGAAA